AGGCCCCGCCCAGUCCAGAAGGAAGCUAACAGACCUCUAACAGGAUGGCAGUUUGAGGCUGCCGGCGCUAAUUACACGUACAGUUCUCGCCCAAAGGUGACUCAGCUAAUAAAAUGCCAUUAUUUGACGGGUUGGGAAGCGGAGGAGAGAAGACUGCUAUUGUCAUUGAUUUAGGAGCAGCAUACACAAAAUGUGGCUUUGCAGGGGAAACGGGGCCCAGGUUCAUAAUUCCGAGCGAGAUCCGCAAACCGGGACAGCAGCAGGCAGUCAAAGUGGUUCAGUACAACAUCAAUACAGAAGAACUUUAUGUCAUUCUCAAAGAGUUUAUCCACAUACUGUACUUCAGGCACCUGCUGGUGAACCCUCGCGACAGAAGAGUGGUCAUCAUCGAGUCCAUCCUCUGCCCGUCCCACUUCAGAGAGACACUCACGAAGGUCUUCUUCAAACAGUUUGAGGUGCCCUCUGUGCUAUUUGCUCCUAGUCACCUCAUGGCCAUCAUGACUUUGGGCAUCAACUCUGCACUGGUGAUGGACUGUGGAUAUACAGAGACGCUGGUGCUGCCCGUAUAUGAGUGCACUCCUAUUCUGCCUUCUUGGGAAGCUUUGCCUCUGGGAGGGAAAACCAUCCAUAAGGAGUUAGACAGCCUUCUUGUGGAACAGUGCACUGUGGACACAGACACAACCACAGGGCAGAGCGUACAAGCCGUCAUUGGGACUAUCCCAGAAGAAACCGUGGAGGACAUCAAGGUGAGAACAUGCUUUGUCAGUGACCUGCAGAGAGGCCUCAAGAUCCAGGAAGCCAAAUUUAACUUGGAUGGUACAGCAGAGCGUCCUGCCCCGCCUCCAGAUGUCGACUACCCACUGGAUGGAGAGAAAAUCCUGCAUAUCAAAGGAUCCAUCAGGGACUCUGUGAUGGAGCUCCUAUUUGAACAGGACAAUGAGGAGAAGAGUGUGGCCACUCUGAUACUUGAUGCUCUGGUUAAGUGCCCCAUCGACACCCGUAAAGUGCUCUCUGAGAACCUGGUGGUGAUCGGAGGCACCGCCAUGCUGCCCGGCUUCCUUCACCGCCUGUUGACAGAGAUUCGCCUCCUGGUGGAGAAACCCAAGUACAGCAACGUGCUGGCCAGCAAGAGCUUCCGUAUUCAUUCUCCACCUGCAAAGCCGAACUGCACUGCGUGGCUUGGAGGUGCCAUCUUUGGAGCCCUUCAGGACAUCCUAGGCAGCAGGUCAGUGUCACGGGACUACUAUAACCAGACAGGUCGCAUCCCAGACUGGUGCUGCCUGAGCUCCCCUCCUCCAGAGUCCUUAUAUGAAGCAGGAAAGACACCACCUCCACUAAUGAAGAGAGCCUUCUCCACAGAGAAGUAGAGUAUAUUCAUUCCAGCAGUUCAGUUCUCUUUAAUGUAAUAUCACUACAGUUGAAGUUAAUCUGUUAACCACACAAACAGCUCAACAUGUUUUUAAUGUCAAGUAGUCCCCCUUACAUUUACUGUAUGUAUUUUUGACUGUUUGAUCAGAUGAGCUGAUUUCUGUUCUGAAAACAGAGCAGACGUUUGGAUUUUCCAGCACUUGGAGUAGUUUUGCACAGGAAUUCUUGCUGUGUUAAAUCUGAAACGGUGUCUGUGCUCCAUGCAGCCAUAUCUUCUGUUAACGAUGCUAAAUCUCUACGUGCUUCCUCUCACUCAGAUAUUUUUUUCCUGUAUUUUUUUUUCUUUUUUUUCCCUGUUAAAGUGAGUCGCACCAUUUUUCAUAAAUCUUUUUCAAGGACUUUUGCGGUUAAACUUAGUCAUCUAUUAAUCAGCAAACUUACAGAAAAUAUUGCUGAACUGUUGAGGAAAUAUAUUUAUGUUGAUCAUGAUCCAAGGAGUGUCUCCAAAAAUAAAGGAAAGUGUUUUAUGUAUUUAUUGGUUGUACUUAGCUGUAUGAUUCAAUACAUUAAAACUCCUGCACAUGUAAA
Messenger RNA from Archocentrus centrarchus (flier cichlid), 1956 nucleotides. RefSeq names its product actin related protein 10 (gene actr10). Lineage: Eukaryota; Metazoa; Chordata; Actinopteri; Cichliformes; Cichlidae. Bases 114 to 1367 code for a protein of 417 amino acids. The record is from RefSeq and is a predicted model, not a curated record. The transcript is spliced from 13 exons.